Drepanopeziza brunnea f. sp. 'multigermtubi' MB_m1 is the source of this 1032-nucleotide messenger RNA. NCBI's taxonomy places the organism in Eukaryota, Fungi, Ascomycota, Leotiomycetes, Helotiales, Drepanopezizaceae. The record is from RefSeq and is a predicted model, not a curated record.
AUGUUCGCGGCUGAAGCCGGUCGCGCCGGGCUGGAAAGAAAAGAUUCCUGCGCAACCUGCACCAUGUUCUGCCACGCGCACCCAAGCCAACCCAUACAUGGCCACUACCAAACCCGGAGCCGGAUCCAGAUCCAGAUCCAGAUCCAGAUCCAGAUCCAGCAGCAACUAAUUUUACGGCCGUCUGGAGCAUCAAUGCCCCAUCUGCUGCAGAGCGAGCAGUUUAAUCGAUUAGGGUCGGGUACGCGCAUUCAGCAUUCAUUCCACGGGACGUUGCACCGCAUUGCCUCGCUCGCUCGCUCGCACGCUCGCUUGCCCGCCAGGCGCGCCAGCAGACGAAUUUCCCAUUUGCGCAGCUUCACGCCGUGGCGCACAGCCUCGAACCGUUCGGCUUGCUCGGCGCGUGAUCUGGGACGGGGGGCCAGCAGUGGGGGCAAGAGAGCAGACACGGAGGCCGUGGGAUUGGUCGCCGACUGCGAGACGUGGCUACUGCGACCUCGCAGUGCCCGGGACGGACACAGGAACCGACGGGGGGCGCCGUGGUCAUACUGGACAUCGCGGGCCUGGGUAGGACUAGACGCUGCCAAACUGGCGCAUGCGAACUCGUGCCUGUGUGCAGAGAGGCACGCGGCGAAACGUGGUAAGCACUCCAGAGAGCAGAGCCCGGGAACUUUGCCUGUUGCUUGCUGCUUGGCUGCUUUGGGACGGUGCCUGCCCCCGGCGCAUCUGGGUAUACAGGAGCAAGGUAGCGAAUUUGCAGCUGUGAAGAGAAACAGGUUGCGGCCGUUGUGGAGUCCGGCAGGGCACAUACUACAGGUCUGGCAGCUGGGGAGUCUCUUGCGACUGUCUUCGAAGCUGAGUGUUGGAGUCGCUAGACAAGGCCCCUUGUCCUUUGUGGUUGCGCCAGGCGGUGGACGGCGCCCACCAAUCCGAGUGGGCCUACCCUUCUCGUGCUACAGAGCCUCCUGCGACCAGCUCGGCUCGAGGGUCUCUGGCAAACGAGGCAACGGCAGGGGCUGCUAUUGUAUCGAUUGA